GAAGUUCACUGCAACAAAUCAAAGCAGAUAAACCAGAAUCUCGAUUUUGUGUUCCCUAUCUUAGGUUAUCGAGCUCCUCAACUGGACUUCGACCCGAUCUUUAUAAUAUGGUGCACAAAGUUGACUUACAGAUUUUUGUAACGCAGAACUAUCUUCGCUUCUGAUGACUUUUGAAUCAUUAACCAUUGAUCGAAUCAUUCUCCCCCUCACAAUCUAAUUCAUCCUGAUUUCAAUAAUCAGUCAUUUCAUUUCAUUUGAGGGCAGCAGUAUCAACACCUCAGAUAUUCCUCAGAUAUUCACAAAAGCAUCCAUUUCAAUGUCUUCCUCCUCACCCUCACCCCCACCCUCAGACUACCGCCCAAAAUUCUUCACCAAGAAAUGGACCAUUACCAUCCCGUCAAACCCAACUGUCAGAUUCUCCCGCGCAACACCAUCUCACUUUGAUGCCUGGCUCCCCAUUGCGACAAACGCCGAUAACAACAAAUUGCAAGACAGCAAAGACCAAGUCUGGGAUGAGGUUGCUAUCUCGAAAUGGAAAGACCGCAUGCACGAUCAAUACGUCAAGUCUAAUACGGACUUUCAUUGCUUAAAGGUCCUGAUUGAAGUUGAUGGACAAGUUAUGGGGUUUGGAGAUAUCUUUGUGAUCAGGCCAGGAAUCGCAAACAUCGGCGUGGUUCUGAAUGAAGAGGUGAGGGGCAAGGGAUUGGGAAAAUUAACGACUAGUGUUUUGACUCAGUUGGCUCUCAAUUUUGGUCUCCAAGCUGUCGCUGGAACAAUGAGGGAUAAUGAACCAAUGCGCUCGACGUUGAGAAAUCUAGGAUUUGUGGAAGAGGAGAAAAUCAUAGAGCUCGAAGGUCGUGGAAUAGUGGCGGAAUUUUCUUAUACGCUUUCGCGGGAAGGAUGGAAGGAUAUUGAUUUGAGUGUGGAGUUUGAAGAGUGACUUAGUACAUCAGGUACACCAAAUGAAAGUAUCUACGGACGAUGAAUUUAUCUCUAAAAUGGCUAUUUUCCACAUCGAUCCAGUACUCACCCA
Molecule: messenger RNA, 1033 nt
Organism: Botrytis cinerea B05.10
Lineage: Eukaryota; Fungi; Ascomycota; Leotiomycetes; Helotiales; Sclerotiniaceae
Exons: 2
Coding region: 317-940 (207 amino acids)
Molecular function (GO): acyltransferase activity, transferring groups other than amino-acyl groups
Source: RefSeq, a predicted model, not a curated record